AUGACGGAUAAUCAACAGCAGACUCUAGAACAACCAACUUCAUUUAGUGAAAGAAGUAGAAGUGUUUCCUUUUCGAAAUUACUUUCAAAAUCAUGGAGAUGGAACAGUAAUUCUACUGGUAAUGGUAGCACACAGGGAUCUACAUCAUCUCAUGAUAAUUCCCCAUCCCAAUCAAAUGUAAAAUUAACAGAAAUGGGGGAACCUAAAAAUUUAUUACCUGAAACUAUAGUCACACCAGCAGAUCCAGAUAUGAGUUCCAGAUUCUCCAAAUUCAAAAGUAUAUUUCAAAGUAAUAAUACUAGUCCGGCUAAUUAUACUAGUACUGCAUCCAAAAACAGUAGUAAACAACCGGACACUUUACAAAUAGAAACUAAGGAGAAGAAGUUGUCAAAUAUGAUAACUGAACCACAGUCACCUGUUCUUCGUUCCCCAAUGCAUGCACAUCUUGAAGCACAUUACCACCCUUAUACAUCUCCUACUUCAAAAUCUAAUCCUCGUUCUCCAAUGAGUGAACCAUUGAAUCAGGAAUCUUCAUAUCAACAACAAAAUUUAGUCAAUAACGAUAAUAAUAUUAAUAGUGGUAGUAGAAAACGUUCACCAUCUGCACCAGUACUACCAAAAUCCCACGAUAUCAGUGUUAUUGAUAAUGAUACAUAUAAUUCUUUUUCAAUGAAUUCUGGGUAUCUACCGCCAGCAGCCUUAUCUUCUACUUCAACGACGUCUUCACCAUAUCAAACGAGAAAUUUGAGUAACAUAUCAUUGAAUGAUAUCAAGGAGGAUGAACAAGUCAAUAAAUUUAAUCAAUAUAAGUCUCCAUUACGCAAGGGAAGUAGUGGUCCAAUUCAGAAGAUAGUGUCUCCUCUUAAGACAGUUUCCCAAGGUGGAAGCCCUAAUGAGAGCCAGGAGAAUAUACAACCGUUUCCAUCUAUUAUUGUGGGAUUGACAGAUGAAGAGAUGGAUGAACCUCAAGACGAAAGUAUCCUUCGUAAUGAAAUAAAGACACCACAAUUGGGAUCACCUAUAAAGGAAAAUAAGAAGCUUCUAAUUGGUGGUAAUAAAGAGAUUACAGAUAUUACGAUACUAGAUUUUCAACCAACAGAACCCCCAAAGGUAUUUGGCGAUAAAGAGCCAAAGAGAUCCCAACGGUUAAGGACAAAAUCAUUUAGUAAUAAAUUCAAAGAUAUAACUGUUAGUCCCAAGUCGUUUGAGAAAGUUAGAUUAUUAGGUCAAGGUGAUGUUGGUAAAGUUUUCCUUGUCAAGCAAAAGAAUACUAAUAGAUUAUAUGCAUUGAAAGUGUUUAGCAAAUCCCAAAUGAUAAAGAGGAAUAAAGUUAAAAGGGUAUUAGUUGAACAAGAUAUUCUAGCAACUAGUAAUCACCCAUUUAUUGUAACAUUAUAUCAUUCAUUUCAAUCAGAAGAUUAUCUUUACCUAUGUAUGGAGUAUUGUAUGGGAGGCGAAUUUUUUAGGGCAUUGCAAACAAGAAAGAGUAAAUGUAUCUGUGAGGAUGAUGCGAGAUUUUAUACCAGUGAGGUUACAGCAGCUCUGGAAUAUUUACACCUAUUGGGUUUUAUCUAUAGAGAUUUAAAACCUGAAAAUAUUUUAUUGCAUAGAUCCGGUCAUAUUAUGCUUUCUGACUUCGAUCUUUCUAUUCAAACGCAGGAUGCCAAAAAUUUUAAGAUAAAAUCGCCAAUGAUAACCUCUGGACAUAACCAGUCGGCAAUGAUAGAUACAAAGAUUUUCUCAGACGGUUUUAGAACUAAUUCUUUUGUUGGUACCGAAGAAUAUAUUGCCCCUGAAGUGAUUCGUGGUAAUGGACAUACAGCCGCAGUGGAUUGGUGGACACUUGGUAUAUUAAUAUACGAAAUGUUAUUUGGAAUGACGCCAUUCAAGGGAGCAGACACCAAUAAGACAUUCUCUAACAUUUUGAAAAAUGAUAUAACAUUCCCAAAUAAUAACGAUAUUUCCAGGCAUUGUAAGGAUUUGAUAAAAAAACUAUUAUGUAAGAAUGAAUCAAAAAGAUUGGGGUGUAAAAUGGGUGCAGCUGAUAUUAAGAGACAUCCAUUUUUUAAGAAAGUCCAAUGGUCAUUUUUAAGGAACCAAGAACCACCACUAAUACCAAAGUUAACUGAAAAUGGAUUUGAUUUUGUUGCAACAUCUGCAAAGAAUAAGAAAAUAAAAAAUAUGCCAUCAAAGAAGUCACAAGAUGGUACAAACACUGAUAAACCAAAUGAUGAGUCUAAGAUUGACUACAGCAAAAUUGACAUAUCAUUACUAUCGCUAGAGGAUCAAGAAAAGGUUAUGUUUGAUGAGCCUGUUGCUAACGAUGACGAAGUACCGGAAGAUGAUCCAUUCCAUAAUUUCAAUUCGAUGAGUUUGAUGGAAAAGGAUAACGAUUCUAUGAUAUAUGGUGAUAAUAAUUCGUAUGGUAAGAUUGCAUAUACGCCGAACUCUAACCGUUCUAGGAGUAACAGUCAUCGGGCCUUUUUUAAGAAAUAA
Maudiozyma barnettii is the source of this 2496-nucleotide messenger RNA. RefSeq names its product serine/threonine protein kinase FPK1 (gene FPK1). Gene Ontology annotation, molecular function: protein serine/threonine kinase activity; ATP binding. The coding region runs from base 1 to 2496 and encodes 831 amino acids. NCBI's taxonomy places the organism in Eukaryota, Fungi, Ascomycota, Saccharomycetes, Saccharomycetales, Saccharomycetaceae. The transcript has a single exon. Gene Ontology annotation, cellular component: nucleus; plasma membrane; cytoplasm. Gene Ontology annotation, biological process: protein phosphorylation. The record is from RefSeq and is a predicted model, not a curated record.